Messenger RNA from Symbiodinium natans, 2325 nucleotides. The record is from the annotation of a GenBank genome assembly. Lineage: Eukaryota; Dinophyceae; Suessiales; Symbiodiniaceae.
AUGGACGUGUAUGCGGACGGUAAUUGCGCGAGCUCCUUGACGUCCUUUCAUGCCAACGGCGUCGAUGCAUAUGGCCUCUACGACUUUUGGGACAACUAUCGGCCAGGGUCCAUCUGGCUGCAUCAAUACGACACGCAGCUUACAACAUGUGAUGAAACCGGCGGCCAUGCUGGCAUCUACUUCACGUGUGCCUCAUACACGUGCCCAUCGGGGUACACGCAAAAGGCCAAUCCAUCAACUCUUUACGCAGUUGAUGAUGCGGCGGUACGGGAGAUCCUGAAAACUUGGACGCAGCUGAAUGCGCUGAACCUGUCGGAUUCCAACGCAAGCAACGAAAGCGGCCUUUUGGCCGAGUUCUCCCUGUCGACAGAGGUCGGCACCGUCAAGGUGGUAGCCCUUUCUCCGACCAUGGCUGCAGACAGCGUGGCAAUCAGCGCCGCAGACGAGAACUCAUCUGCCAGCGUAGAGGUUCCAGCCGACUUGCUGGCAGAAAUCUCGGAUGGGUCUCCGGUCUUGCUCAGCAUCACCCUCGCGACCGAGGACGUUGCCGCAAAGUUCAGCAACUUACCCGGCCCGGGAGACGCCGAAGGGGCAGACGCCCCAAUCAAGCUCGCAUCCAAGCCCCUGAUCUUCAGCCUGCGCGGAGUCGACGGCAAAGCCCUGGAAAUAGGGCGCAAGCUGCAGACCCCGCUGGUCCUGCGCCUCGAGGCCACGGACGCCGCGGCGGUGGGUGCUUACUGGGACGAGGAGGCUGCCCGGUGGUCCACCGAGGGCGUCCGAAACCUUGCGGCGCCUGAACGUCGACUCCGAGAAACUGUCGACACCAUCCUCGCCUUCGAGACUGACCAGUUGGCACCCAUGUUUGCCGGCAUCCUGCAAGCGCUGAGUUGCAGCACCUUCGCCCAAAUAGCCACGGAGACGGGGCUGCGCCGGAUGGCAAGGACGGAGUGGCUCACCCGUGCUGCGACCAUCGUCGUCUUUUGCUUCGUGGGGUUGUCCCUGCUGGCCUUGUGCGCCGCCCACCGACAAGACUGGAAGGCUCAGAAGGCGAUUGCCGAGGAAGACCGGCAUGCCCUGCACUUCCACACGCAAGAAAGCCUGAAGGAUGUUGGUGCCUGGUGCCCUUCCGGAGGAUGGCUUCUGAGCCAAUGCCGCCUUCUGGCGGGGACCCUCCUUAGGGUGGGCAGCUUGGGUGCAUUUGUCGGCAAGACUCUGGUCAACCACUGCAUCGAGGCCAUACAUUCGCACAGGAGCCGAGUGGAGAAGCAGAGCCUGCGUGCCCUUCUCCGCCACGGGAGCGGCAAGCUUCGGCGAUCCCAGACCAGAGACGCCAUGGAGAUACUGGGCAGGACUGGCACGGCGUCGCACAACCUGGACAUCCAUGGAACUGGCUUCUCCAGCGUGGAGGAGUUCGUGCAAGGCCCUUGGCACGUGCGGGUCCGGCUGCUGCUCCCGGCCAAACACCCUUGGUUGGCGCCACUCAGAUACUGCGCCUUCGUGCGCGCCUCCGUGCGCACGGCACUUCUCAUCCUGAAGUUGGCGGGUGCCGGAACUGUGGCCGCCCUUUUCUUCAGCACCGACGCACAGCUGGAUGACAACGACUCCCGCUGCAGCGUGGCGGACGACUUGAUUUCCAAGCUGAUGCGGAAAUUCUGGAUCAGCGUCGUCUCCUUGUUCGUUGGCGAUGCUGUGAUUCUCUUCCUCUUCCUUGUGCAGUGGCGGAGAACGGUUCGAAAGGAGUCGUGGACAGAUCGGAAGAUGGCAAGACAGCGGUGCGUAUGGCGACUGAGAAGCCUUUGCUUCUGGGUGCUCUCUGUGGCCUAUGCUGGCUGCUGCCUCUUCUACUGCCUGCUCUUCCUCGCCAACGUUACCCCGCAAGAUGGCUUAGACUGGCUGGAAGCCAUGGCCUAUGCCCUGGUACAGGACCUGGUUCUCGUGCCGCUGUCGGUGGCGGUGCUGCUAGGGCUUGCUGCGACGGUGGCCUUAGCCUGCAGUCGGCGUGUCAGAGAAGGUGCUGAGAAUCGGUGGAUUGAGGACAGCACCUUCUUCUCAUCCUGCCCUGCGGACAAGUUCAAUGGCAGAGGCGAACGCGGAGAGAACGCAAAUCAGGACGAGGCUCUCGGGGACAUCAAUGUCAUGGACCUUGUGGAGGAUGCAUCUUCCAUCGACGACGACUUGCUCGAGAACCUGGCAAGCUUAGUCCAGCUCAGCUUGGAUGAUGCCUCGUCGAAUCCCGAGCAGGCACUCGGAGUAGAUUCUGGCGACCCUGAGGGCUCGCUGGAGGAAUGGGGCAUGGAGAGCCAUGCCGAUUUUCUGCGCAUCUGA